UCCUUUUGGUUGCUAGACUCAAAAUAGUUUCUAAACAACGCUGCAGGCUCAUCAAAUACAUCCGUUAGCUAUCUUGCUUUAUAGCUUGAGAGAACAUAGAAACGCUUAGUCUUCGCCAGUACCUUCCUAUAUAUUUUGAUAUUUAAGUAUUUUAAUCUGAUAGAAAUGUAUCGUAACAUUUUUAUUACCACAAAGGAGUAUGUGUGAUUGAGACGGGGGAUACAUGAAUUCCAAAAAAGGUCAAGAGAUGGGGGAUGUUUUGGCAAAUGAAGCAGAUCUACUUUUGAUGAUUAAAGAAUACCUGAAGUUCUGUGAGUUGGAGGAAACAUUGAAGAUCUUUGAGAAAGAGUGCAAAAGCAAAGGGAAACCUGUCCCAAAAGCACCAAGCAGCUCACCUGGAGAUUCCAAAACUUUGCAUCUUCAGAAGGAUCUCCUUAGCUCAUUUGAUGAUGGAGAUAUGAAGGUAUUCUUUGAGCUGUGGGCAGAACAUGUUCCUGAAGACAUCCGGGACAAUGACCCAGCUGUCCGGAAACUGGAAUUCUACUUGCACAUUCAUUUUGCUAUCUACCCACUGAAGAACUCUCUUGGAAGACAGGAAAAGGCUGAGAUUGGUGAGCAGAUGAGCCAGUUCAGGCACUACCUGGAGACCAGAGGGGCGGCGCUGAGCCACACCACUGAGUUUCUGCCCUUCUAUGCCCUACCUUUUGUGCCCAAUCCAGCAGUGCACCCUUCAUUCCAAGAGCUCUUCCAGGAUUCCUGGACACCAGAUUUAAAGAAAAGGCUUGAGAAGCUCUUGGCUCUGACACUAAAAGCCUCAGCCACACCGAGGCUGCUCACUCUUGUUUCCUUAGCUGCUGUUCAACAGAGAGACAGUGCAAAAGAAAACAAGGAGAGCUCGAAACAGGUGCAUGCCCAGCUGGCUGAGGCAGAGAAGAGAGCUGCCAGCUACACCAGGAGGUUCAACAGGAUGCAGGCCGACUACCACAACCUCAUUGGUGUGACGGCUGAGCUUGUGGACUCACUGGAGGCCACCGUCAGUGGGAAGAUGAUCUCCCCUGAGUACCUCCAGGGUGUGUGCAUACGUCUGUUCAAUGGGCAGAUGAGGCAAAGCGCUGCUCAGAGCAUUGACUUCACAAGGCCUGGCACAGCCUCCUCCAUGUUACGAGCCUCCAUUGCAGCCCAGCCCAAAGACGUGCCAUUGCUGCCUUCUCUGGACUAUGAGAAGCUCAAAAAGGAUCUGGUAACUGGUUCAGACAGACUCAAGGCCCUGCUGCUUCAGGCACUGCGCUGGAGACUGACGCGUUCUCUACAGGGGGAGCAGAGAGAUACGGUUCUGCAAGCUUUCAUCAGUAACGACCUGCUAGACAGCCACACCACCAAACAGAAGUCUGUGCUCCAUCUCAUCAAAUCAAAGAAUGAGAUUGUGAGGCAGUAUAUGGCUCGACUGAUCAAUGCCUUCGCCUCUCUGUCAGAGGGCCGCACAUACCUUUCUCAGGUGCCAUCUUUGCUGAGACCUCUGGUGGACUGUCUGCAGACAGAAAAGAAGGACUCAGUGACGAGAGAGAAUGUUCUGGGAGCCCUGCAGAAGCUUAGCCUCAGACGCGUCCAUCAGUCUGCUCUGAUCAGAUAUGGACUGAUAGGAUGGCUGGUUGGUGAACUACAACACUCCGACUGUCUUUCUGACUACACUCUAGAAUAUGCGGUAGCCCUGCUCAUGAACCUCUGCUUGCGCACACAAGGAAAGAGACAGUGCAUGGAAAGAGCAAAGCAUGUAUUAAAGGUUCUGACUGAUCUACUGGGACAUGAGAACCGCGAGAUCCGUCCCUAUGUGAAUGGAGCUUUGUACAGCAUUCUAAGUAUCCCAACUGUACGGAAAGAUGCCAAAGAGAUGAGUUUGGAGGAGAUCCUGCACUGCUACACUAAAGAAGACAGUCCUGAGCUCAAUAGACAAAUUGAGUUCAUUAUUAGACAACUAAACUCAGAAGAGGUACUGGAACAUGAGGCGGAGUCAGAUGAUGAAGAGGAGGAGGAGGAGGAGGAGGAGGAUGUAAUGGAGGCAGAUCUGGAUAAGGAAGAGGUUCUUCAGCCAAAUCCUAAAGAGCUCUAUGGCGAGAACCUUCUGACCACAGAGUACUUGGGGAUCAUGACUAACAUGGUGAAAGCCAAGAGGAGAUGGAGUCUCCACUCCUCUCAGACUAUAGAUGAGCCUCUUCAAAGACCCGUCACACCGAGCUCCCACAGGAAUACCAUGGAUGGCCGAGCUGCUUAUGGUGAAGUGGACCCCUCCAGCCUGUUCCAUUCCCCUAUUACCUCUCGCCCCCCCACCCGUAGUGGAAGUCACACUAGCACAAGUGACUCCAUCGGCUGUGCUCUGAACUCUGAGUGCUGGCGUUACUCUCAGGAGUCUGGGCUUGAAGGUUCCUUAGUAGCCAGUGCCCUCCUGACCAACAGCCACGAAAGCAAUGGCCCCUCACAAAGUGACCUCAUCCCUGGCUUUGUGGGCCAGCCUAAGGUUCAGCGUAUGCCUAGUGGUCAUGCAAGCAGUGAGGGCCGCUUGAAAGCCCCCUUGUUGGGCCCCCAGUUCUCCAACAGUGAACCCCAGCAGAGCAGCAGCAGGCCAGGCAGUGCCCCUCUCAGCACCGGCAAGUCACGUGCAUGUGAGCAUGUGGGAACAGCAGCAACUCAGUACAGUCUACAGUCCAAGAGAACACACUCAAGACUAUGAAAGCAAAGCAGGUGCAUUCAGCUCUUUUGCCUUGCUGAGCUGGAGGGCUCACGGUCACACUUCACUCCUGUUUCCAAACUGACACCCGUCUAUCAGUGGCAUGUAACCAUUCUAACAGGAAGUGAACAGGGGCCAUUUGGGCAUGAGAAGUCUGUCUCCCAAGGAUAGCUUCCUGUAACACCAUACAGACGUUAUCAGGGUCAGGCUGACAGAAGGAGCCGUGUGCCAGUGGGGUGGAGGGUACAAUGCAUGCAAUUGUGGCUGAGCUGUUUGAGCCUCUGCCACUAAGCUGCUCUGUAACCCAACACACUUCAGCAAUACUCACAACGAACACUUUUAUUAUGCCAAGCCCCCUGUCCUCCACAAAAGGACACACCUCCCUGCUCUUUCAUUUGCAUGACCCAUCAGCCAAUACCUUGUGCCUUGUCACUUUAUUAAAAAUGUAAAAUGCUUUUCUAAGUCUUUUUUUGUGUGUGAUUUAAACAGAAACCAUUAUUGUAAUACUAUUCUGCUUUUUUGUGUUUUUAUUUGUUUUGCAUUGUUUAUGUUGCAUUUUCUCAAUUUUUAAAUGUGGAUUUAUCCCUGUUAUUUUAAUUGAAUUUAGUUUUUUUUGUUAGUUUUGGUGGUGGUUGGGAUGUCUAGAGGCUUGUCAAGUUGUCCGUUUUCUGAGCAGCUCGUUAAUGACGACACUUCUCAGUCCCAGGUAACCAUCACACUGGGACUUUCCUGUUUUCCUGUUUUCCAAAGCACACGAGCAGAACAUGUGGUCCCCAAGACUGAGCUUAAGAGCUGCUGGGUACUAAUCAUUAAAAGAAUCAGAGUGAAAAAAGAGAUGGCCUGUCUCUGAUUCCUUAACAGUAGCAUUGACCACUGGUUUGUUGGACAUUUUGUAGGGUUUUCAGUGGCUCAGUGCAUUAAUUACCUCCUGUCCAAGCUCAUUUACAUGUGAUCAUGUUUAUUUUAAUUAUUCCUCAAAAAGUAACUUAGAAGUAUUAAUAGAAUUAUGAUGUUUACAACCACUUAAUUAUUUAAAAAAAACUUAAAAGCCUUUGAAAUUAUAGCAAUUUAUCUGGAUGAGGGCCCUGUUGUACUAGUUUAUAUACAAAGAAUGGGCCUGCUAGUGGCAGCUUUAUGGUGCCUCUAAAGCUUGUGGCAGUGGGACAGCUAGUUCUUUGCUAGAUAGCCGAGACUUUAUAUCAUUUAUGAACAUUAGUGUGAACUUGCACGUUCACUCACUUGAGAGCUGCACCUGCCUUUCUGCUAAUGAUUUGUUUGACAUAUACUUAGUGUUCAUUCCAGUACAAAUCAGAUAAUGUGCUUUGAGCUUUAUAAAUCUGUUGCUUGGCAUAGCUAGUGUUAGAGUGUGUCCAGGUAACCACUACACUCACUACUUGUAGGUAUGCAAUUAGAGUGUAUUACCCUUUUCUUCCCAUGUACAAUUGAUGUUUGUUUGCUAUCCUCCAGUUCUUCAGCAGUUGUCACUGCACUUCUAUUGGCUGUAUAUAGUUGGGCAACACACCACUCUUUACACAGAUAUGACAGUAACACCUUUAAAAAAAAUAGCACUGUACGAUAGACUCAUGCCACCUCAGAACUCACUACCACUGCUUUGGUGAGAAUGAAUGAUCUGAUCCCAAAUAACAUCUAGUCAACAGUGGUCCUGUAGUCCUCGCAAAUUGUACAUGAUAACAAAUGGGAACUAUUCUGUAACUGUACACCUAUAAAAUGCAGUUCUAAGAUAGAUGUAUGUAAUAAAGUGACCCUUGAAUGUAGGUAUGCAUUCUAAUAAGUGCUAGAGUGUAGCUACAAAGCAGGCCUUUAUAAGGAAGUCAUUAAUUAUAUAGUCAAUAAAUUGGAAACUAAUUCAAAAGGCAUUCAAAAAUUCAAAAUUCAAAAAUGUUUGAAUUUAAAGAAUGCAGUCAGAUCUGUUAGGGGGUUGAAAACAUUAAAUUACUCACAUUAAGAAGAGUGUGUCAUUGUGCCACACUUUAUGAACGGGUUUUACAGGUUUUUUUUAGGUUUUUCCAAGUCUUUGCAGGCUCAGAGCUCACAUACACAUGCAGCAUAUGUAGGGAUCACAUUUAUUACAAGAGCCUAAGGCCCAGAGACCAAGAUAACCACCAUGCAGCUUCAAACUUCCCUAUCAGUGUUCUUUAGUCAAACCUUGUCCGUGUGCUUCUUGUACUGUCAGCUUUCUGUUUUUAACACUCACCAUUUUAGUUGUUGCUGUGUGAGGUCUAAAAUAUUUCUCUAGACAUGAACUGUAAUAUUUUUGUACAGUAAAUAAACUGCACAAACUUGGA
Molecule: messenger RNA, 5028 nt
Organism: Electrophorus electricus (electric eel)
Lineage: Eukaryota; Metazoa; Chordata; Actinopteri; Gymnotiformes; Gymnotidae
Source: RefSeq, a predicted model, not a curated record